GCAGCACUGGUCGGUUCAUCAACCGUACCUACCUUAUACAUCAUCAACAUGGCGGCAAGCUAUGAUGUGCUCAAAACGCGGACCCGGAGUGACUACCCAUUUACUUUAGAGUACCGUACGCGAUGGGCCGACAAUGACAUGUACCAACACAUGAAUAACUCCAUCUACAACUUUCUCUACGACUCAGUAAUCAACUCAUACCUCAUCGAGUUCUGCGACCUGAAGCCUGCCUUGUCGCCCCAGCAUGGAAUGGUCGUUCACUCUCACAACGACUAUUUUGGCUCCAUCAGCUUCCCCUCCGUGGCUGAGUUGUGCCUGCGCGUCAACAAGCUGGGCCGUACGAGCGUGACUUACGAGAUCGCCCUCUUUGAAAAGGGAGUUGACCGCGUCAGGUCCGUAGGCGAGUUUGUUCAGGUCUUUGUGGACAGGGCCACGGGAAGGCCUGCCGCCGCCGGUAUGAAUGGUAUUAUGCGAAGGGGUCUUGAGAGGAUCAUGGUCCAGGAGGGAAAGCAGGUUUUGCCUGUCAAGAGUAAAUUAUAGGCUUCAGCUUACAUCUACUAUUAAAAGCUUGAUUGUAUCCUCUUGCUCAUGAACCACCCCUUCGUAACGGACAGACCGUGA
This is a messenger RNA of Pyricularia grisea, 621 nucleotides long. RefSeq lists its product as uncharacterized. The record is from RefSeq and is a predicted model, not a curated record. Gene Ontology annotation, molecular function: fatty acyl-CoA hydrolase activity. Gene Ontology annotation, cellular component: mitochondrion. Lineage: Eukaryota; Fungi; Ascomycota; Sordariomycetes; Magnaporthales; Pyriculariaceae. Bases 49 to 540 code for a protein of 163 amino acids. The transcript is spliced from 3 exons.